AGUGAGCAAAAGUAUUGCACAGGUAUGACAAUUCAGUAAUGGCGACCGCGUUGUCAACAACAAAGCGAUCGAAAUUCAAACCACUCUUUUGAAGCCAUUAGGCGUCUUUUUAUGAAUAAAAUCUUAUCAAACCAAGCUUCAAACCAUUGACAAUACUUUUAAUUUAAGAGUUGAAAAAAGCUACUUUUUAGAAAAUAAAAUGUUUUAACUUUUUAUUGGACAGUCUAACCGGUUUUGAAACCUUUGUGAGACUUGCUAAAACUUUAUCGAAAAGUUUAGUAACAGGUUCUCUAAUCGCGACAUGGUAAGUUCAGAAAAACAUUUGCAAGAUCACAUUUAGGUGUUGGAGUACCAAGUUGAUCGUAAAUUGCCUUGUAUUUGGUGGAAAGAGGCAUAUUUAAAGCCAUUUUAUUACGUCAACUCUUUACAGCUAUAUGAAGACACUGCGAUUAGGCCCAUUGCGGCUCCAAAAUUUCCGACCAAAACAUUUAGCAUAUUCUCCAACAAAAGUGAGGAAAAUGAGCAGUUCUAGACAGCAGCUCCGCUUUCUGCCAUCUUCCAUCCCUACGGUAUCGCCGGCAGAAAUUCUUUAUGGAAACGCUUUCUAACGGUACCGCAGGCAGCUGUUUGAAUUGCCGUAAGACUGCCGUAAGACUUACGGCAUCCUCCCGGUACCGCCGGCAGACAAAUUACAAAUGGAAACGCCUUGCCUGCGGCUGCCUGCGACAUUCUUUUGUUCAAACAGAUCAUGUGAAGUGCAAGAACCAAUUGAAACAGGGCUUUGUUGUUGAAUUUUGCCCGCUAGUUUUUCCCGCUCACACUUUACCUAGUUACCGGCAUAGUUACCGAUAACGCAGGCAAUUGAAAACAGAACGUUUCCAUUUGCCGGCGAUACUGUACGGGUGGAAGAUGGAAGAUGGCAGAAAGCAGUCGCAGGCAGUCGCAGGCAGCCUUACGGCUAUAUGGAAACCAGGCUUAAUCAGUUGUUGAAAGAAAAGUAAGAGCUGCAAAGAAAUUUUUUGAGGCUAUGAGAAAUAGGGAACGGGCAGAUUUGUUCUUAAAAAGUUCAAAAGUAUCAUCAAGAAAACUUCAAAGUUUGAUUGUAUCUAUAAUCCAUCCCUACUAUAAAGAAGAAAAUCUAGAUGCAAUUAUAAAUUCUAUUAAAACUCGUUUUGAUCGGCCCGGUUUCAAAGUUUUCCAAAUCUAGAGUCUUUUUGUUGAAAACCUCUUAUCUCCAAAAAAUUUAAGAUCAGAUGUUAGAAAAAAUAUUCCACCUGUUCAAAAAUGUUUAAUUUUUAUUUUUAGCUGAUAGUUCUUCUGUUUAUAUUUCAAUGAUAAUGUUUUUUAAUAAACCGUGUUUCAUUUAUUUUUCUCCUCCAUCCAAAUUUGGGUACUUUCAAAUCUAAAACCCAGUUCCAUUACAAGCUAUGCCAUAAAGGUUAUUUUCUAAAAGUUUGCAAGACCUUUCCUAUUUUAAGUCAACAUUGCAAUAGACAAAGCAAAGCUUCGAUAUAUUAUUCUUGUCUUUGUCGUUGAUCACUUUGAUUCUCUGUUGUGGGAUACCAUUUCAACCACUGAUGAGAGCAGUGAUUGCAACAGGUAACGAAAAUCUUGCGGUGAUUCUCAAGGGUAGAGUACCGAAGUGUGACGUCAUCAAAAGCAUAUUUUUAGAAUUUCUUGAAUUUGGCCACAUAAUCUGAAGGAACGGCAUAAAAUCCCUCUCAAUUUGCAAAAUCAACUAGACAUGUGUCAAGUUGGGCGAGAUAUGGCCAAUGAAAGAUUUCAAGUUCCCUAACGGAUUACUGUUAUUCUGGCCUGGUUCAUAAAGAUAUGAACCAAGACCAAAUUACAGAGGUUUGAUGGGGGAAUAGCCUGUACUAAUGUGGCCAUAUCUCAGCCAAUUCGCAAUACCUUUAACUGAUAUUGCAUAUUUAGAGGUAUUUCAUGACGCUCCUUUAGGUUCUGAAAUCAAAAUUCAGAAAUUCUAAAGACAGAAUUUUAUGACGUCAUCAUUUCUGUACUCUAUAGUCAGGGGCAUUGUGGGUACAAUGCUGGAAUUAUCUUAUCUGUCCAAUUACACACGGAAAACCACCGAUGGAAAACCAUAGAGAUACUCUAUAUGGAAAACACAGUUCGCUGUUGAAUGUCAUUUCUUUGGAUUACCAUUGUAAAAAGGCAGUUCGUUGGUUCAGCAUGGAUUCAAUGGAUGGUGCUCCUAGCUCUAAAAGACUAAAGAUGAAUGAAAAUGGGCGCAAUCAAGAUGGGAAGCUUUCUGAGGAUAAGCAAAAUUUGAACGAUAAUAUUCAUUUCCCCACCUCUUUGGUAUUUACAGCCAGUUUGGAGAAUCUUGGAAAAUCGCUGAAAAUUAUCGAGGGAGCUGGUGUAGCUGUUUCGCGUGUCGAAUCGCGGCCGUCCAAACACGAUGCUACGAAGCAAGACUUUCUGGUCAAUAUUAGCGACGAUGAUAAUCUUGGAGAGAUAUGCAAAAAUAUAAUAAACCGCUUGAAACCGAUUGCAGAUCAUGUUGAAAAACAUGGGGGAGAAGAAGUUCCCUGGUUCCCAAGAACGAUUGCUGAUUUGGAUAUAUUUGCACAUAGGGUGCUCACCUAUGGCGCAGAACUCGACGAAGAUCACCCGGGCUUCAAAGACGAAGUGUACCGAGCCAGAAGGAAAGAAUUUGCCGACAUUGCUUACAACUACAAACACUAUCAAGAAAUUCCAAUAGUUGAGUAUACUGAAGAGGAAACCAAGACAUGGGGAGAGGUGUACAAAAAUGUGACAAAAUUAUUUCCAACUCAUGCUUGCAAAGAGCUUAAUGACGCCUUCGCUGAUUUGGAGAAGGAAUGUGGCUACAGCGAGCAUAGAAUCCCUCAAUUACGACAUGUAUCGAAUUUCCUGAACCGAAAGACAGGAUUCUUGUUGCGACCGGUCGCUGGAUUUCUCUCACCCAGAGACUUUUUGGCUGGUCUGGCUUUUCGCGUCUUUCAUGCCACCCAAUACAUAAGGCAUUCGUCAAUGCCUAUGUACACCCCAGAGCCUGAUGUUUGCCACGAGCUGAUUGGUCACGUGCCUUUGUUUGCAGAUCCAGAGUUCGCUAGAUUUUCACAGGAAAUAGGUUUGACAUCGCUUGGUUUAUCUGAUGAGUGGAUAUCCAAACUGGCAACGUUGUAUUUGUAUACUGUGGAGUUUGGUCUUUGCCGUCAGCAAGGAAAACUCAGAGCCUAUGGUGCUGGGCUGCUGUCAUCUUUUGGAGAAUUGCAGUACAGCAUCGAAAGUGACAAAUGCGAGAGAAAGCCGUUUGAGCCAGAAACGACUUGUGUUCAAGAGUAUUUUGUCACAAAAUACCAGACAGUUUAUUUUGUGUCAAACAGCAUUCAAGAAGCCAAAGAAAAACUAAGAUCCUGGGCAUCUCAUAUUCCUCGUCCAUUCCGGGUCCAUUACAAUCCUUACACAAGGUCAAUUGAUGUUGUAGAGAGCAAGGAGCAACUAAUUGAAAUCGUUGCAGAUUUGAAGUAUCAACUUGGUAACUUUAUGGAUUUUGCCACUCAUAUUGGUUGAAUCAAUUUUUUUGGAUUUUGCCAGUGGUAUUAGCUGAAUCAUAAUUUUUUUUAUUUUUUCAGUCAUAUCAAGUAAAUGAUUAUUUUAUGGAUUGUCUUCUUUCCCACGUUUUCAAUAUUUGGUUAGAAUUCUCAUUUUAUGUUCUCCAUGAAAAGUUUCAUUUUUAUAUAUCCCAAACAUCCGAAUACUUUGAAGCCAAUAUUCUUCGACUAACCAUUUGUUUACAAACUUGAAUAUCACAAUAGUUCCAAAAGCCCUUCCCAAAGGAAUGCCCUUUUUUGAAAGAAAUUACUACAUUUUUGUUCAGAAUUUUUCACAACCAGUCAAAGUUACUAAAUUUUUGUUCAGGAUUUUUCACAACGACAAAGAACUUGGUGCCUUGAUAACUUUUGCAUCCUAACAUCUUUCAUUGUUUUUUUUAUUAAUAUUUCAUUAUUUUCGUCAUAUUUAUUCUUUGAUUGUGUUCAUUUGACUCAUGUGUUUUUGCUGUAUUGUUGAAGAGUUUUCUUUUUGUUUGGUACAUAUUUUGGUUAUUUACAUAUUUAUACAUAUUGUGUUUUUUUUAGAAUGUGCGAAUGUGGGUGCAUUGUGGCUUAUUGUCCCCUAGGACCAGCGGGAAGGCUUAUUUUUGAUGAUGCUGCUUGAAAUUAAUCAAUAGCGGGUAACAAUGGGGUGUUUCCGUGUAUCCAUUCAAACAGUGUUGUGGCUUCAGGGGAGGGCUAGGGGGCUACAGCCCCUCCGUCGAAAGCAUCUAGCCCCCCAUCGGAGGAAAUUUUAGGUUAUUGUCGGAGCUAACUUGACAAAAAACGUACGAAAACUGCUUAUUUUAGUCAUUUUAGCCCCCCCCCCUGUCGGAAGCUCCAACCCCUCUAUCGGAAGAUUUCUGGCGCCACCUCUGCAUUCAAAUAUCGCCUCCCGUGAGCAAAAGUGCUCGGCCGUUCUGUGUUCUUGUUCACAUCGUCAAGCUUUACUGGAUAUGUUGUUGUUUUAUCGCAGUUUCAAUCAUCGUUCUGCCAUUGGCACUAAUGAUACAUUUACUUGCAGUACACUCUGUGGCAACACAGCUACGUCUGAUGCCUUUAUUUGCACGCAUACAUCGCCUCGCGAAGAUAGUAAUUUACACGACUGUUGAGCUUUUCAAGCGUAUUCCCCGCCUUAUAAUUGGUCUUACUCACUGCAAGCGCUUAGCUGUCAAGCAAUUUAUUUUUCUGUAUGCGUAUUUUUACAUUGGGUGUAUAACUUGCUAUACAUUUCAUACGCAAUAGUUGGUUUUCAGAACGAUUUUGCUUAGUGGUGAUGUAGAAACAAACCCUGGUCCCGAAACACUGGAUUUUUGUACAUGGAAUUUAAAUAGCAUCAGUGCGCAUGACUUUUUACGAGUCUCUCUUAUAGAGGCUUACAACUCAGUGUAUAACUAUGACCUAAUCGGUAUCGUUGAAACUCACCUUGACAGCACUACUGAUAACGAUAGGCUUGCGCUAGAUACCAUUCUCAAAAUGUGAAAGGGGGUGGCGUAGGGCUUUAUGUAAAAGAUUCCCUUGCUUCAAAAAAUCGUUCUGAUUCAGUAACUCUCCCUGAAUGCGUUGUUUCUGAGAUUCAUGUGGGCAGGAAAAAGUAUUUUUUCGCCGUUAUUUAUCGAAGUCCAAGCCAAGAUCAGACCGAGUGUGAUAACUUCAUAAUUAACUUUGAAUUAUUACUAUCCAAGAUAUAUGCUGAAAAUCCUUUCUGCGUUGUGAUCAUCGGUGAUUUCAACUGUCGUUCAACUCAAUGGUGGGAAAAUGAUAUUGAAAAUAAUGAGGGGAAAUUACUUGAGCCCCUUGCUUCUGAACUUUGUCUUCAUCAAUUAAUCUCAGAACCAACUCAUUUAAUGAGCGAUUCUAAAUCUUGUCUUGACUUAAUUUUUACGAAUCAGUCCAACCUCUUUAUUGAAACUGGUGUUCAUCCAUCUUUAAAUGAACAGUGUCAUCAUCAAAUUGUCCAUGGAAAACUAUCAGUCUUAAAGGCCCUUAAACAUAAAAUCACCUCCUUACACUCGCAGGAUUUGGUACUAUGACAAGGCUGACUUUAUGGCCAUCAUGAAAAGUAUUGAAAUGUUUAAUUGGAAAGAGCAUCUCGAUAAUAUACCAAGCCCUAAUGAGCAGGUCAAAUUGCUCAAUGAAGUACUUUUGAACAUUUUUUCCAACUUCAUUCCUAACAAAGUUAAAACGAUUAGACCUCGGCAAGCACCCUGGAUAACGCAAACAGUUAAAAAUUUUAUAAGGAGAAAGAAUCAUGCUUACAAAAGCUUCCUUGCUCAGUACUGUUCUAAACAAGGCCAAAAUUCCGACAAUACCACCGCUCCUAGACAAUGGGCUAUUUGUGACUGAUUUUACUGGAAAGGCACAAUUAUUCAACGAUUAUUUCAUACUUCAGUGUACGACGAUCGACACAGGCAGUGCAAUUCCAGAACAUAUCCCAGUAACUUCUACUUUGUUAAAUACCUUUGCUAUCUCCGAAGAAAAGAUACUCCAAAUAAUACGGUCACUAAAUCCUAACAAAUCACAUGGCUGGGAUAAAAUAUCUGUAAGAAUGAUCAGGCUGAGUGAUGCUGCAUUAGUCGCUCCAUUAAGGAUAAUAUUCACAAAUUGCCUGAGAAGUGGUAUAUUUCCCCAAAUAUGGAAGCAUGCUAAUGUAGAGCUUGUUCACAAGAAGAACGAGAAAAAUUUGAAGGGAAACUACCGUCCAAUUUCGCUGCUGCCAAUCUUUGGGAAAAUACUUGAAAAACUCAUCUACGACUCUCUUUAUUCACAUCUUGUUUCAUCUGAUUUACUCAACCCAAAUCAGUCAGGUUUUCGUCCAGGUGACUCAACAGUCAACCAGCUAAACUCUUUAACGCACACAAUUUUCAAAGCAUUUGACUGUAAUCCUCCUCUUGAUGUUCGUUCUGUGUAUCUUGAUAUCUCUAAGGCAUUUGACAGAGUAUGGCAUGAUGGGCUGAUUUAUAAGCUAAAGUGAUGUGGCGUUUCAGGAAGUCUUCUUUCUCUUGUUGAGAAUUUUCUUAAGGAUAGACAGCAGCGAACAGUUUUGAAUGAGCAGAAUUCUUCUUGGGGAGAUAUUUCGGCAGGAGUACCACAGGGCUCUAUUCUAGGACCUGUAUAAGUUAAGUUGAUAAGUCAAUGGGCUCAUGAUUGGAGGAUGUCGUUUAAUCCUGAUCCGCAAAAACAAGCUGUGGAACUAAUAUUUUCAAGGGAAAAAAUGAACUUGAUCAUCCAGGAAUUCUCUUUAAUAACAUACCGGUAAUGAAAGUAGAUGAACAUAAACAUUUAGGAAUUUUACUAGAUUAAAAGUUGUCUUUCUCUGCCCAUAUAAUCAGCUAUCUCCAAAACAAUAAAGGGUAUUGGCUUGCUGAAAUAUCUCUCCAAAUAUCUGCCCAGGCAUACCCUAAACGAGCUAUAUAAGCUCUAUGUGCGACCACAUCUCGACUAUGGGAAUGUUAUUUACCAUAUUCCAGCAAAAGUAUGCGAGUUCAGUGGUAGCGUUAUUUUACCGAGCUUGAUGGGAAAAUUAGAGUCUGUUCAGUAUUCUGCUGCGCGAGCUAUUACAGGAACUUGGAGAGGAACAUCGCGAGAAAAGUUGUACUCGGAGCUUGGCUGGGAAUCACUGAGUUGCCGAAGAUGGAGCAGACGCCUCACUUUGCUUUACAAGAUCAUUAAUAAUUUAACUCCUGUUUAUACUAAGGACCCAAUCCCACCACUUCAACAGUCACACUGCUCUCUUCGCAACCAAGAUGUCGUUGGGCAAAUAAAGGCCAGAACAGAAAAAUUUAAAUCUAGUUUCAACCAUCAUUGCUUAUCCGAAUGGAAUGAACUUGAUCCUGAGAUUAGACUUUUACUGUUUUCAAAAAAAGCACCGUCUGUUACUGUUUUCAAAAGAAGCUCCUAUCUAUAAUCAGACCCCCGGCAAGAUCUAUAUUUGGCAUUCAUGACCCGAUAGGUUAAUCAUAUCUCACUCAACUCAGGGUUGGUCCCAGU
Molecule: messenger RNA, 7568 nt
Organism: Rhopilema esculentum
Lineage: Eukaryota; Metazoa; Cnidaria; Scyphozoa; Rhizostomeae; Rhizostomatidae
Product: phenylalanine-4-hydroxylase
Biological process (GO): L-phenylalanine biosynthetic process
Molecular function (GO): oxidoreductase activity, acting on paired donors, with incorporation or reduction of molecular oxygen, reduced pteridine as one donor, and incorporation of one atom of oxygen; prephenate dehydratase activity; iron ion binding
Source: RefSeq, a predicted model, not a curated record